AUGUCGAACAUAUCGUUAGAUAUUAGCCGGUUAGCUGCAAUUCUGUUGAGGAUCGAUUCGUAUAUGAUCAUCAUACUCUAUAUAACAGGUGUUGGCGGAGCGAGUUUAAAUAUUAUCACAUUUCUUCAAAAGCAACUUCGGCGCAAUUCAUGUGCAAAUUAUUUUCUGUCAGGUUCGAUCGUUGAUUUUUGCCUAAUGAAUAUCACACUUCUACUUGAUAUUAUCAUUACGUACGAUAAAAUACCGUCAAAUCGAAUAUAUUUAACAAGGGUUUGGUGUAAAUUAGGAAACUAUUUAACGUUUAUCUUAACUUGUCUAUCAUCAUGUUUUAUUAUCUUGGCGUCCGUCGAUCGUUUCUGUGCGAGUUCGUUGAAUCAAACGCUUAGAAAAUGUAGUCGAUUAAAAGUCAGCCGCAUUGUUAUUGGAUUAGUCUUAGCUGUAUGGAUACUUUUCGGUUUGCAUAUUCUCAUUGCGUAUGAUUAUAUUCGAGAUCCAAUUAGUAAUGUAACGCGAUGUACAGUGCAAACAAGUUCAGCGACGGCUUUUGUUGUAAUCGAUGGAUAUUUCUUUUCGUUAUUCAAUGGCGCCAUUGCUCCAUUCCUGUUGUCCGUUUUCGGUAUGACAAUUAUCUAUAAUGUUCGAAUGAGCCGGCGACGAGUUACUACUCAAGCAGAGAAUGACAUUCAACUGAGCAGACGUAGCAUUGCUAAUCGACAACAUAUUCAUAUGAUUAAAAUGCUCUUAGCUCAAGUGUUGUUAACAGUUAUCCUGAAUAUACCAUAUGUGGUCAUUUAUCUCUUAGGUUUUUACCAGUCAAUUCCUGUUGAUCCGUUGGCUUUGUUUUUGCUGAUUGUUUUUAGUUAUAUUGGAAGAUGGUUUUAUUAUAUGAAUUAUUGUAAGAAUUUCUAUGUGAAUACGCUGACGAGUACAUUAUUUCGCAAUAGUCUUUGGAAACAGUUUCAUGUUUUUUUUCGCUAUGAAUUGCCGAUUUUCACUAGAGUUGGUGUUCAAUUUUCGAGAAAUAAUUGA
Molecule: messenger RNA, 1029 nt
Organism: Adineta ricciae
Lineage: Eukaryota; Metazoa; Rotifera; Eurotatoria; Adinetida; Adinetidae
Source: the annotation of a GenBank genome assembly